AUGACUACCGCGAACAAAACCAAUUCUACGCCGCUCGGGGUUGAAGAGAUUCUUCCUCAGAUACCUGAUUGCGAUGUAGAGCUGGCAGACAUUGGACGGGUCACUAAGAAAGACUCGAAUGACCCCUACCUCGUCGCCUUUGCCGAGCCUUUCGAUGCAGAGUGCCCUCGAACCUGGUCAAACGGCAAGAAAUGGACCGUCACCGACGUCCUGUCAGCUACUGGCUUCAAUCGCAUUAUGCUCUCUACAAUCAUGGCUCCCGCCCUGCCCGUGAUCGCCAAAGAGCUCCACAUGAGCAGCACGGAGUCCGUCAUGGCGCUGUCCGCCUACAUGCUCGCCACAGCCUUCGGUCCCCUGGUGUUCGGGCCUUUGUCAGAGAUCUACGGUCGGGCACCGACCCUGCACGUCUCCAACAUUUGGUUUCUGAUCUGGAACCUCGUGUGCGGUUUUGCCAACACCAAAGGCCUGUUGAUCGCUUCGAGAUUACUGGCCGGUCUCGGCGCCAGUGCGGUUUAUUCGCUUGCUGGAGGCGUCCUAGGCGACAUUUGGACACCUGAGCAGCGUGGGAAGACACUCGGUGUGUAUCUGCUCAUUCCUCUGCUCGGAUGUGCGGUGGGACCAAUUAUUGGCGGCUUCAUGGCGGGUACGUCUACAUGGCGCUGGAUCUUCUGGUCGACAUCUGCCUUUCAAGCUGUCAUGACUGUUGCGUCGUUUCUCGCUUUCCAUGAGACGUACGCGCCUGUGAUCUUGCGUCGAAAGGCGGCAAGGAUCAGACGCGAGACUGGAGAUGAGCGGUAUCGUACAGCGGAAGAGAGACUAAUAGGCAAGCGGUCCCUCACGCAAGUCCUGUCGAAGGGUCUGUCUCGACCCAUCCGGCUGCUUGCAUUCAAUCACAUCAUUCAAAUCACGGCCCUGGUCUCAGCCGUGGAAUAUGGCCUGCUGUAUAUCGUCCUCACCACCCUCUCCAUCCUCUACCAAGACCUCUACCGCGAGUCCGUCGACAUCAGCGGCCUUCACUACCUAGCACCCUGUCUCGGCGAACUAGUCGGAUCCCAAAUCGGCGGCCCACUCAUGAGCACAAUCUUCAAACGCCUCAAGCGGCGCGAGAACGGCGCAAUGCGUCCCGAAUUCCACAUCCCCAUCCUCCUCCCCGGAGCGAUCAUCGCGGCCAGUGGUUUCCUGCUCUACGGCUGGGCAGCGCACUUCCGCACCUACUGGCUUGUCGUCGAUCUGGGCGUCUUCCUCGCGGCUUUCGGAGGCCAGGUUAGUGGCAUGCCGGAGCAGGCGUAUGUCAUUGAUUCGUUUCCGGAGUACACGAGUUCGGCGACGGCGGCGUCGCAGUUUGUAAGGAGUUUGACUGCUUUUGGCUUCCCACUGUUUGCACCGACGUUUUAUGCCGCUCUGGGGUAUGGUUGGGGGAAUACCUUGCUGGGCUUCCUUGCGUUGGCGAUUUUCGUGCCUACGCCUAUCGUCAUUUGGAUGUAUGGUCCCAAGCUGCGGGCAAAUGCUCGAGGUAUAUUCUGA
This is a messenger RNA of Neohortaea acidophila, 1524 nucleotides long. RefSeq names its product major facilitator superfamily domain-containing protein. Gene Ontology annotation, molecular function: transmembrane transporter activity. The record is from RefSeq and is a predicted model, not a curated record. The transcript has 5 exons. The coding region runs from base 1 to 1524 and encodes 507 amino acids. Lineage: Eukaryota; Fungi; Ascomycota; Dothideomycetes; Mycosphaerellales; Teratosphaeriaceae. Gene Ontology annotation, biological process: transmembrane transport.